AUGCCCGUCACGACCAGAAGCGCCGCCGCCGCACUCGCCCCCCUCAACGCCAACACGCCCGCGCUCCGCGCCGCCCAACGCGAACUGCAAGCCAAAGCCAUCCUCAUAGGCCAGCUCGACGAGUCCGAAAGGACGCUCACCGAGCUCGUCAAACGCAAGAAAGCCGCCACCGAGUGCGCAGUAGCCGUUCUCAAUAGUAUAGAGGAGCUUUGUGGCGGCAACGUCAGGCGGUACGCCAUGCGACAGGGCUUCAGGAUGCUGGGCGAUCACGGCUCGAGCAUGACGCCGCCGGGGAGUUGUGUUGUGUGGAAGAAUACCAGCGACACGAUCGAUGCUUACGAGAGGUUGGAGGAGGAGAAGGAGUCGAGGGAGAGGGAAUGGAAGGAGGGGAUGGAGGAGCUGCGCGUAGUGAGGACGAGGAGGAAGUAUGCGGUUAGAUGUUUGGAGGUGCUGAGGGCUUACUUGAUGGAAGUUCGGGAGAAGCAGCAGGUGGUGGUCUCUUUCCGAAGAAAACAGAACAGCGCGGCGCUGAUGGUACAAGAACCCUAG
Messenger RNA from Diplodia corticola, 549 nucleotides. RefSeq lists its product as uncharacterized. The record is from RefSeq and is a predicted model, not a curated record. The transcript has a single exon. Lineage: Eukaryota; Fungi; Ascomycota; Dothideomycetes; Botryosphaeriales; Botryosphaeriaceae. Bases 1 to 549 code for a protein of 182 amino acids.